GUACAACUCCCUAUGAUUGGGACGAUCGUUUCGAGAAACAAGGACGGCACGUACCGGCAAGGCCCAAUUCGGGGUCUUGGCGGUCCUUUCAACACAGCGACUGAAUUCUUCAAAGCAUGGGCGGCCAAGAGCACGUUCGGCAUGACGGACGAAAACUUACGAACGGCAUCUGGUCAAUAUGCUGACGAGAUUAUCCCCUCUGUCUCAUCCUUUCCAAAAUCCAUUACCAACCUUGCUACUAGACUCUCAGCUCACGACCACGGCCCAUUCCCUCUUUGCCACGGCGACUUUGGCCACAACAAUAUCAUUGUUGACGAUGAGUAUUGUGUCCUUGGUUUGAUUGACUGGGAGGCAUCCUUUGCUGGGCUGUGGGAGAUGUUUGCAGAUUCUCCCUUAACCCUCUUGAUGGUUCCGCCAGCAAUCGAUGUGCUGUGGAAUUACAAUGACCAAGGCGAUCCUGUGACUGACGAACUGAGAGAGCAGCUUGCAGACCAGAAAAGCUAUGUGGCGGCUGUGAAAGAAGUCGAGGAUAGCACGGGAACAGGCAAUUUACUAUCGGACGGGCUAAAGGAUUGGAGAACACAGCAGCUGGUGACCGCGAUGAGGCUAUACCAGAGAGGAAAGGUCGGGCGGCAUUCCAAACUAAUCAAUGAGUUUACAUAG
Colletotrichum graminicola M1.001 is the source of this 663-nucleotide messenger RNA. RefSeq lists its product as uncharacterized. The annotation marks the transcript as partial. Lineage: Eukaryota; Fungi; Ascomycota; Sordariomycetes; Glomerellales; Glomerellaceae. The transcript has a single exon. The record is from RefSeq and is a predicted model, not a curated record.